Trachymyrmex cornetzi is the source of this 225-nucleotide messenger RNA. RefSeq names its product dynein heavy chain 3, axonemal-like. Gene Ontology annotation, biological process: microtubule-based movement. Gene Ontology annotation, cellular component: dynein complex. NCBI's taxonomy places the organism in Eukaryota, Metazoa, Arthropoda, Insecta, Hymenoptera, Formicidae. The transcript has a single exon. The record is from RefSeq and is a predicted model, not a curated record. Gene Ontology annotation, molecular function: dynein light intermediate chain binding; dynein intermediate chain binding. The annotation marks the transcript as partial.
GGGGUAGGUGGUUCCGGUCGUAAUUCUUGUGCCAAAUUGGCGACCAGCAUGUGCGAAUACCAGAUACAUCAGAUCGAGAUUACCAGGACCUAUGGACCGACUGAAUGGCGAGAGGAUUUAAAACAGUUGCUAUUACGUGUCGGUUGUGAAGGCAAACCUACUGUUUUUAUUUUCGGUGAUCAUCAGAUCAAGGACGAGUCUUUUAUCGAGGAUAUCAACAUGAUU